Molecule: messenger RNA, 665 nt
Organism: Daktulosphaira vitifoliae (grape phylloxera)
Lineage: Eukaryota; Metazoa; Arthropoda; Insecta; Hemiptera; Phylloxeridae
Gene: Taf13
Product: transcription initiation factor TFIID subunit 13
Exons: 4
Coding region: 149-571 (140 amino acids)
Biological process (GO): transcription by RNA polymerase II
Cellular component (GO): transcription factor TFIID complex
Molecular function (GO): protein heterodimerization activity
Source: RefSeq, a predicted model, not a curated record
AAAUAAACAUGUUAUUAAAUUUAAUAAGUAUUUAUAUUUCAAUUAGUUUCCUUUAAAAAGUCACGUUUCUUAAUAUAUUUUAAAUAAAUACAUAAUUUCAUACCAUUAAAAUAUAUUUAAGUUAAAUUUUUAAAAAAUUAAAAUAGAAAUGGCUACUGAAGAUGCAUUUGAUCAGUUUGAUGAAGAAGAACAGCAAGUUGAAAGCCAAUCAUUUACAAAAGCUGGUAGAAAAAGAUUGUUUUCAAAAGAAUUACGUUGUAUGAUGUAUGGGUUUGGAGAUGAUGAAAAUCCAUAUACAGAAAGUGUUGACAUACUUGAAGAUCUUGUUAUAGAAUUUAUUACAGAAAUGACUCAUAAUGCCAUGGAAAUUGGUCGAUCAGGUAGAGUUCAAGUUGAAGAUAUUGUUUUUUUGGUAAGAAAAGAUGCAAAAAAAUAUGCAAGAGUUAAAGAAUUGUUAAUGAUGAAUGAAGAAUUGAAAAAAGCAAGAAAAGCAUUCGAUGAGGGAAAAUUUGCAGGAAAAGGAAAUGAAGGUUCUGGAAGUAGUAACAAUUUAAGCAGUAUAAAUAAAUAAAUAAAUUUAAAGCUAUAUGACAAUUAUUAUAGAUUUUCCAUUGUAUGAAUAUGUGUUUUAUUUUACAUAUACACUAAUAUAAGUUUUUUUUUUA